Molecule: messenger RNA, 484 nt
Organism: Tribolium castaneum (red flour beetle)
Lineage: Eukaryota; Metazoa; Arthropoda; Insecta; Coleoptera; Tenebrionidae
Gene: Fcp3C
Product: Follicle cell protein 3C
Exons: 2
Coding region: 1-432 (143 amino acids)
Source: RefSeq, a predicted model, not a curated record
AUGUUUUUUGGUUUGAUGGUGGUUCUCACCCUCUGUGCCCUUGCGAGGGCAGGUGACCCUUCCAACGGCAUAAAAACCGUCGACAAACCAGUUCCGUGCACAUGUGGCGUAUUCUUAAGUGGACAGUUCAAGAAAGGGUCAAAGGAGCAGCCCAAAGGGGUGCCGGUGCUGACACAGGAAAUGGACACCCCCUUCAUGAACAACGCCAUGGGAAAUCGCCAGUGUACCAACAAGUGUUUGGAAAUGAUUAUAACGCAUUUGCCCAAAAGUGCAGACAUUAUUUGUGCCACCACGGACAGGGAUUUGGUGCACAAGGAGAGGGCCUUUUUGUUCAUCAAAAACUACAACGACAAGUGGCAGAGCACUAACUUAUCAGCAGGGCGCGAGUUCUGCUGCAAGGAUAACGUCCCGUACAAGUGCCCCCUGAGUUAAUCCAACCGUUUUUUGUAUAUUUUCGUAAAACCCAAUAAAAUUUCUUUCCUAA